CACAUUUGAGAGCAGAAGAAAACAAUAUAUUUUCUCAUUUUUAUAUCGGUUUAAUUUACAAAAUAAACUUUUUAUAAGAAAACAAGAAACAUAAAAUGAAUCUAGAACUCCUUGAUUUAACUGGAAGAAAAGAAUUGGACCAAAGCGGGACUCGAACCUGCUACUCCCACUUACCGUGUGGAUGCGUUGCCAGUUACACUAUACAGACCUCUGAAUCAUUUGGACAGAAUUAUCCUGAGGAAUUUGAUGGAGCUUUGGAUUGCAUCAGUUUAGCUGUAACCUGUGCUUUUAAUAAACGUGGAACUCUUCUGGCUGUAGGUUGCAAUGAUGGACGUAUUGUUGUCUGGGACUUUUUAACUAGAGGCAUUGCAAAAAUAAUUAGUGCUCAUGUGCAUCCUGUUUGUUCUUUAAGCUGGAGCAGAUCUGGUCAUAAAUUAUUAAGUGCAUCCACUGAUAAUACUGUUUGCAUAUGGGAUGUUUUAAGUGGAGACUGCGAGCAACGUUUCAGAUUUCCAUCUCCUAUUUUAAAAGUUCAGUUUCAUCCAAGAAAUGAAAAAAUGUUCUUAGUUUGUCCUAUGAAACAUUCAGCUGUUUUAGUGAAUGUUGAAGGAUCUCAUUCAAUAGUGCCUCUAGAUGACGAGUCAGAUGUCAAUAUUGUUGCAAGUUUUGAUAGGAGGGGUGAAAAUAUCUACACUGGUAAUGCCAGAGGAAAAAUUCUAGUUUUGUCACUCUCGAAUCUAGGAGUAGUUGCUUCGUUCAGGGUGACAACCGGAACGUUUAAUACAACUGCAAUAAAAUCAAUUGAAUUUGCAAGAAGAGGAGAUUGCUUUCUAGUCAGUACUGCAGACAGGAUUAUCAGAGUGUAUGAAAGUGGAGAAGUUUUAGCAUGUGGAAAAGAUGGAGAACCAGAACCUGUACAAAAACUUCAAGAUUUAGUGAAUAAAACUAUGUGGAAGAAAUGCUGUUUUUCUGGUGAUGGAGAAUACAUCUGUGCUGGAUCUGCAAGGCAACACGCUUUAUAUAUUUGGGAGAAAAGUAUUGGAAAUUUAGUAAAAAUUCUUCACGGCACUAAGGGAGAGUUGUUAUUGGAUGUAGUAUGGCAUCCGGUAAGACCCAUCAUUGCCUCUAUUUCGAGUGGCGUAGUCUCAGUUUGGGCUCAGCCUCAAGUAGAAAACUGGAGUGCUUUUGCACCAGAUUUUAAAGAAUUAGAUGAAAAUGUAGAAUACGAAGAAAGAGAAAGUGAAUUUGAUCUGGAAGAUGAAGACAGAAGUCCAUUACUUCAACAUGAGAAACAAGAAGAGGACGAAGAGGUGGACGUCGUCACAGUGGGGCCUAUUGCUGCUUUUUGUAGCAGUGAUGAAGAAAAAGAAGAUUUAGAUGCUCUGUUAUAUCUUCCAAUUUCACCAGAAAUUGAUGAGCCUGAAGAAGGUUGGGGACAGAUACCCGAACAGGUAUUUCCAAUAAUGAUUCUCCAUCUCAAAAAUUUGCCAAUGACACAUUUUAUACUAACAAUGUAAUUUACAAACACACAUCAGGAGUACUAGGUCAAUUACUUUUGAUAAUACCAAUGGCAAUAGAAGAUUGAAGUUGUACCACAUGUAAAUUUAUUGGAUGUUAAAUCUCUUAGAUAUUUAUAUGCAAUUUGAUAUUUAAAUGUACCACAGAAGCCUUCUAUUGCUAUCAUUUUUGUACUACUUUGGAUAGUACCAAAGAUUUCAAGACUUGACCUCUGGGUUAAAUAUAAGAGAAUUGCUUAUAUUUUUUGGUAUUUUUGGCUUAUUCCUGUGUGAGAAUGAGAUAAUUUGAAAAUUAGUCUAUGGUUAAGAAUUACAUAGAAAAAUUAGUAUUAAACUGCCAUUAAAUACGUUAAAAUUAGACUUGAAAUUAUAUUUUAAUAUAAUUUAUGGCACUUUUGUAAAUGAAGGCAAAUGUUCAUCAUUUCUUAAUGGAUAAAAUUUAUUAUCUGUAAUUUCAAUUCCAUCUGACUAAUUUUUAAAAUUUUCUCAUUCUGAUGCAGGAGUAAGCACUUCUGUUUUGUUCUUAGAUAUUUUAUUGGUUAUUAAGUCAGAAGUGUUGAUGGAAAAUUUAUUCAACUUCAUUAUUCAAUAAAUUUUUAUAAACAAAAAACAUUUUCUAAUCAUACAAUGGAUUUGUGUUAUUAGGUUAUGUGAUUUACUUAAACUUUUAUAUUUAACAAAUUUGUUAAAGUUGUGCAAAUGUUGAUUUAAAAUAAUUUUAAUAAUUUAGAAUUAAUUG
Messenger RNA from Centruroides sculpturatus (bark scorpion), 2256 nucleotides. RefSeq names its product retinoblastoma-binding protein 5 homolog (gene Rbbp5). The record is from RefSeq and is a predicted model, not a curated record. The coding region runs from base 96 to 1517 and encodes 473 amino acids. Gene Ontology annotation, cellular component: Set1C/COMPASS complex. The transcript is spliced from 13 exons. Gene Ontology annotation, molecular function: protein binding. NCBI's taxonomy places the organism in Eukaryota, Metazoa, Arthropoda, Arachnida, Scorpiones, Buthidae.